Cucurbita maxima (winter squash) is the source of this 1856-nucleotide messenger RNA. Its product is annotated as pyruvate dehydrogenase E1 component subunit beta-3, chloroplastic. Bases 271 to 1494 code for a protein of 407 amino acids. Gene Ontology annotation, biological process: pyruvate decarboxylation to acetyl-CoA. NCBI's taxonomy places the organism in Eukaryota, Viridiplantae, Streptophyta, Magnoliopsida, Cucurbitales, Cucurbitaceae. Gene Ontology annotation, molecular function: pyruvate dehydrogenase (acetyl-transferring) activity. The transcript is spliced from 4 exons. The record is from RefSeq and is a predicted model, not a curated record.
AGGUGGCGAUGAAAUCGAAGUGGAGCAUGUGGAUGUGGGCGAUGAUAUUCCUGCAGUUAAAUCGCCAAUCUCUGCGAGGAACACACUGCCUGAAGAAGACGAAGAAGCAGCGAAUACUGUAACGGAGCUCGAUUUCUUCUCCUUUCCCCCUUGAUUCCUCCGCCGUCCCCCACCAUUUCCCUUUUCGUUUCAUAUAAAUUCCUCUUCUCCCUGCCACCCGCUUCACAAUCUCUCUUCCUCCCCAUCCGCUCUGCUCUCUACACAUCGGAUAUGGCGACUGUUUUCCAGGGGCUUGCAGUUCGUACGCCUUUCUCCCCUCCCAACGCCUUAGAUUCCAACAAAUCCCUCCUUCACCCUCCCAGAUCCCUCUCCGUUUCUGGUAAGGCUGGGUUGUUCAUUGUUCGAUCUGAGGGAAGAACUAACCAUGUUCUCAGGCCUAGAUCUCGCUCUGACCAGUUCAUCACUACUGCAGUUGCGACCAAGGCUGAUAGUUCCUCUGCUUCCACAGCAUCGAAACCAGGGCAUGAACUCUUGCUUUUUGAAGCACUAAGAGAAGGUUUGGAGGAAGAAAUGGAUAGGGACCCAUGUGUUUGUGUCAUGGGUGAAGACGUCGGUCACUACGGUGGUUCCUACAAGGUAACCAAAGGUCUAGCUACCAAAUAUGGGGAUCUUAGAGUUCUCGAUACGCCUAUUGCCGAGAACUCCUUCACAGGUAUGGGUAUUGGAGCUGCCAUGACUGGGCUGAGGCCAAUUGUUGAGGGAAUGAACAUGGGAUUUCUUCUUCUUGCAUUCAACCAAAUUUCUAACAAUUGUGGAAUGCUUCACUACACAUCUGGCGGCCAGUUCAAGAUACCAAUAGUUAUUCGUGGCCCCGGUGGAGUUGGGCGUCAACUUGGUGCUGAGCACUCGCAACGUCUCGAAUCAUAUUUUCAGUCAAUCCCUGGAAUCCAGAUGGUUGCUUGUUCCACACCCUACAAUGCAAAGGGCUUGAUGAAAGCUGCAAUCAGGAGUGACAACCCAGUGAUCCUCUUUGAACAUGUUUUGCUUUACAACUUAAAAGAGCGAAUCCCAGAUGAAGAAUACAUUUGUUCUCUCGAGGAAGCCGAGAUGGUUAGACCUGGCGAGCACGUCACAAUAUUGACAUAUUCCCGGAUGAGGUAUCAUGUGAUGCAAGCUGCUAAAACUCUUGUAAACAAAGGUUACGAUCCUGAAGUAAUCGACAUCAGGUCGUUGAAGCCCUUCGAUCUUCACACGAUUGGGAACUCCGUGAAGAAAACUCAUCGAGUACUGAUCGUUGAGGAGUGCAUGAGAACCGGAGGAAUUGGCGCUAGUUUGACAGCAGCGAUCACUGAGAACUUCCACGAUUACUUGGAUGCGCCAAUUGUAUGCUUGUCUUCUCAGGAUGUGCCUACUCCUUAUGCAGGGACUUUGGAAGAUUGGACUGUGGUACAGCCUGCGCAGAUUGUCACUGCCGUUGAACAGCUUUGCCAAUAAUUUAGUUAAUUCAAUCAGAAGAGCUAUGGAAGUUAGCGUCGAAGUUGUGGUUCGUCUCAGUGAUAGAAGAGUUAUUUCUCUUUGCGUCGCAUCGAGUUAGCGUUAAUGAAGAUUUCACUUUCAGAUCUCUGAGCAAUUUUUCAUUAUUGAAAACUUAUGCAACUGUUUGAUUGUUUGUUUUGUUUGAACUCCUUCUUUCCCCCCAUGGUUCCAUUUUUCUUUAGUACUUGUUUUUGUAAUGUUCUUUCGCAGAUAGGCCCGAGUAAUAUGGUAUUGUUGAUCAGUUUAAUAGGAUCUAUGAUCCAUUUUUAGUAUCACGUAAUUGAAGGUUUAUUGACCGUGGCUGUCUCCUUUCAAACCCA